This is a messenger RNA of Diaporthe amygdali, 1833 nucleotides long. RefSeq lists its product as uncharacterized. The transcript is spliced from 4 exons. Gene Ontology annotation, biological process: DNA-templated transcription. Bases 1 to 1833 code for a protein of 610 amino acids. Gene Ontology annotation, molecular function: zinc ion binding; DNA binding. NCBI's taxonomy places the organism in Eukaryota, Fungi, Ascomycota, Sordariomycetes, Diaporthales, Diaporthaceae. The record is from RefSeq and is a predicted model, not a curated record.
AUGGCAUCACCUUCCGGACAGGAUCAACCGCAACGAGACGAGACUCCAGGCCAAGAAAUCCCGUCGUCAACGAAGCGGAAGCGAAACAGCCCGCCGCCUCGGCAGCGUGGAGAUUCCAUUCGCAGUAAUGCCAACGCCGACUCGACACAAACACAGACACAUGACAGAGAGCAGAUAACCCUAGCUGCUAGCUCCGCCAAUGAUCGUGAAUCCGAGCGCCCUUUCGCGUCUCUGGGAGUGACAGAGUAUACUGCAAAUCCUAGUCCGCAGCGUAUUCCGUCCUCAAGUGCGCCGUCGGAUGGCCAGGGGCAUAGUCAGGAUGCCGAACGCGACGAUAGCAGCGUAGUGGCAACGGUGGCGACGGAGUUCGAGGACGUAAUUCCGCCCGAUAUAACGGAGAAGCUUGUCGAAGUGUUUUAUCAUACCGCGUAUCCGUUACGGCCGUAUUUCCACUGGCCCACCUAUCGGGCUCAGAUCCAUUCAAGGCAGCACCGGUCGGACUGGGGUCUAUGGACGUUCACCAUGGCUGUGUGCACCAUGGCUGCCGCGCGCCUCUGCGAUGGUGUGCUCAUACCCACAGGAUUGCAUCCCCUACGCCUUCAAGCAGCUACUCUAUUCACAACAUGUUAUGAUGCCGCCAAUAAGGCUCUCCCCGCGGAUAUCAUGACCGUUCCAGACCCAUAUCAUGCCAUGAAGGCCAAAGCUCUCUUAGCUUCGGCGUGCCUGCAAAAUGGGGAUUGGAGACGUGCAGUGGCUCAUUUGGGAGACUACGCCUCGUUAUCCGCGACGACGGGCUUUUGUCAAGAGAGCAAUUGGCCGGCAUACAUAACGGAGAUCCAGAGGCAGGAGAGGCGCAGAGUUUUCUGGGGGGCAUAUCAGCAGGAACAGUAUCUGGCCAGCAGUUUCGGACUUGCCUCUCGACAAAGAGAGGUCAAGGCGAUGGUCAAAUAUCCCGCUGAGGUAUCUGACGAUGACGACAUAACUGAGACAGGUGUGCAGCUUUGGGCGGAUCAAGUAUCCUUUCUCACGGGUUGGAACUUCUGUUCUGAUCUCUAUCGCAUCCUCGAGCGCCUGCAGGGAACUGAAAGGGCCAGGCAGCAAGCAAUGCUGGGAGAACCUGGCUAUAAAACUGAAGCAUUCUUGUCGGAACUAUACUCCUCCAAGAAAUUGGCUGCAAAAAGCCUUCAUUUUGUCUCUGAAUCGUACGAGAAUCUGCCUCUUGCCUUGAAAAAAGUAAAGGCAAUGACAGGCGACGUACGAAAAGACAGGUACGGCUUCAUAGCUUGCAAUGUACUGUUGACGACGCAGACACUGAAGAUGCUGUUGGUGGGCACGGAAGGACCAAGUGUACAUAUGCGCUGCGCCAUCGCCAGUGAGCUCCUCGAUGAGCUCAGCAGCAUCCCCAUGUCAUUGUUUCAUGCCUCCAGUACACUCCGCCACCUGGCUCAAAUCGGGCACAUUCUGGGAGGAGGCAUACAGGAUACGCUACCAAUAUGGACUUUUCUUCAGAUUCGAAAUAUUCUUAUCGUUCUAGCUGACUUCCUAGAAGAAGUUGAAUCAACUCGCAUGACCUCGCCUGGUCUGGCGGUGAAGCUGCGGGCCAAGAUUGAUCGUAUCUCCGAUUGUAUUGAACGAGUUUCUCAGAAUGCUGAAGAAACAAACCCUCGCUCAAUGGCCCGCAGCUUGCUAGUCAAUUGGCGAGAGGCCUCUUCAAAUGAGCUGGUAUUCAUACCCGAUCUUUCGAGCAUGACGUUCCACAUGACGGGGGACAACGCGUUGAAUCCGUCACCCCACAUUCUUCGAAUGCAGUGGAUCAAGGACAGCCCGGUCUAG